Messenger RNA from Bemisia tabaci, 2495 nucleotides. NCBI's taxonomy places the organism in Eukaryota, Metazoa, Arthropoda, Insecta, Hemiptera, Aleyrodidae. The record is from RefSeq and is a predicted model, not a curated record.
ACUGUACCACCCCAACUAAAACACGUUCCAUAGGAGCGAACACACCAACUGCAACAUUGCCAACAAAAAAGAGGAAGAGAACAGCUGCACGUCGCUCUAUCUUACAACAAAUGAAUGUAACCCGUCUAAGCUCUCUAACUCCAAAGAAACAGUUUUUGGUACUUUCUCACCGAAAAAGAGAAAAAGAAGUGGCUCGAUUAAAAAGAGAGUACGAUAAACUAAAAGAAAAAACCUCAAAGCUCAAUGUCAUGGAGCUUUCGGCAUUCAAAAAUUUGCCCAAUUCAUUAAAAUUAAUCGUUGAAGCCACAUUGCGGUGUGUCUCAAGCAAACCGAAUGGUCGUCGUUGGACCACCGAUGAAAAGUUACAGGCGCUCACUUUAUUCAAGAAUUCACCGCGUAGCUACAGGCGGCUAAGGAAAUUAUUUCCUCUCCCCUCUGGACGCACUCUAAGAACUCUCCUUGGGCGUCUGCCUCUAACCACGGGCGUCAAUGAGCAAGUCUUAAAUGCAUUAGCAGAUUCGUUGAAGAACUUGGACUUUAAAGAUAGAUAUGUUUCUCUGAUUUUCGGCGAAAUGGCACUUCGGAAGAGCAUGCGUUACAAUUCGCAAACAGACAGAAUCGAUGGCUUUCAAGACCAUGGAAAUCAGGGUCGCUCUAAGAAAAUUUCUGAACAAGCGCUGGUUUUUAUGAUCCAAGGAUUGCGGAAGAAGUACAAGCAGCCUGUUGCACAUUAUUUCAGUAGUGCGUCAACAACAGGAGAAAGGUUGUCUGUUCUUAUCAAAGAAGUCAUCACUAAGGUGGAAGAAGCAGGCUUCAAAAUUGUGACCACAGUUUGCGAUCUGGGCGGGAAUAAUGUAAAGGCGCUAGAGCUUCUUGGCUCAACUUGGUUGGAGCCAUGGUUCGAAUUCAAUGGGCACAGGAUAUACACAAUUUAUGACGUUUGCCACUUGCUGAAGUGUACAGGAAACAAUUUCCGGAACAAAGGAAUAACACUGAAGGUCAAAGUGAAAGGGAAACCUUAUUCAGAUACGAAGAGACUUAAUUCCGAUCCAAUUGAGUGUCAAUUUGGAGCUUUUAGGUGUAGCUGUGGUGGUAACAACCAGAGGCCAGAUGUACCUCAAUUUGAGGGAGGAUUUAAAACAUCCGUACUUAAUAAUACCACUACUUCUAAUGUUCAAGGAAAUUGUGAAUACGAUAAUGUAAAGUUGCUUAGUAAUUUAAGAGUGUUGCUUGUAAAUAACGAAAAAGGAGUAGCAACUGAGAAGGAGGUAGAGAAACUUGUUGUUGUAGUCGACAAAGAAUUAAGCCACACUUUGGCAAGGUCUGCCCAAUUGAAGGCUUCUGUCAAAGCAGGAGAUAACGAGUCGCGACCAAUCGCACAUAUUGCAGGCUUUGUCGCUAAACAAAUAGUCACUAAAUUGAAAUGUACUCUAUGCUGUAAUCGGUUGUUUGCCAAAUCCCCCGGCCCCUGCCAUUCUUUAAUUGCUGCAAGGGAGUAUAAUAAAGAGAAAAGAAGUUUGACCUACUGUUGUGAGAAGUUUGUCGAAAUAGUGGGUUCUUCCCUAUACUACUGUAAUGAUCGAAUUGAAGAGCAAUCCCACAUGGCGCAGCUUCAGGCAAAAAUAACAAAAGUCCUUAGCCAAAAAUACUUCUUGCAGUGGCUGAUUUCUAAUUGUUGUUCCUCAUCACAUGCUAUAUUUAUGAUCUCCAGUUUUUGAGACACGGUAUCCCACAAUUACCAUCAAGUAAUGGUGCCACAGGAAAAAUCGCGCCUUUGCGAAAGAAAACUCGGCCAGACAGGCAAAACGUAAAAUGAUAAUUUUGAAGCACCAAUCAGAGUUGAUAAAAACACAAUCAACUCAAUUCUCGGAGCUUAUCACGAUAGUGGCAAGACUUGUUUCAAAAAUAGAUCGGUUUCCUAAUCACUUACUGAGAGUAUGACAUUUCUGAGAUUGUAAUCUGCAACUCUCCAGCUGGACAAAAUGUGCCUAACACACAAGCUUAACUAGAUUAAGAAUUGAUGAUUGCUUUCAUACUGUAUAGUUUAUAUUCAAUGUUUAAAUUAAGAAUUGAUCAUUGUAUUUCUACUGUAUGGUUUAUAUUCUAACAAACUCAGUUGCAGCACUUGCUGGUGUUAACCCUACUGUCAAAUCCCGCACCAACACCUUCUACUUCGACUGCUUCGGAGACACCGCAAUCCCCGAAAGGGAAAAAGCGGUCUGGACCUAAGCUUCUUCUACUAUCUAUGAGUGCGUUUAGGCCAAAAAAAAACCCCCAGCCAAGGAUGGUUACUUCAAGGUAAUGAAUCAUACUUUGAUGGCCCAAAAAUCUUCAACAAGACUAAUCGAAAACUGCUGUGAGCCCUUAAAAACCACUGCUGGAGAAGUUACCCUGUCAUCGUAGUCCGCAGUAGCAGUUCUGUAAUCAGUUACAAAGUUCUGUAAUCCCUGCGAGAAGCGGGGGAGCAAGAAGUUGGGGAGCGUGGAGUCCUCUGG